This is a messenger RNA of Penicillium malachiteum, 1191 nucleotides long. RefSeq names its product fungal specific transcription factor domain-containing protein. Gene Ontology annotation, biological process: DNA-templated transcription. Gene Ontology annotation, molecular function: zinc ion binding; DNA binding. The record is from RefSeq and is a predicted model, not a curated record. The transcript has 6 exons. NCBI's taxonomy places the organism in Eukaryota, Fungi, Ascomycota, Eurotiomycetes, Eurotiales, Aspergillaceae. Bases 1 to 1191 code for a protein of 396 amino acids.
AUGGAUGUUGACGAAAUUCCCGCCACAACUGAAGCUGGCUCAGUUCGCAGACGUAAAACUUGUUUGCCUGGUAUCAUGGGAACCACAUGUCGCCGAUUUGAGAAGCAGGCAGUGCAAUGCACAUACAAUAGGCCCGUCAAAAGACGAGGACCUCCAGUACGCCGCGCUCGGCGAGAAACUGACGCAGAGCCCCCAAAGCCCGUUGACAGUUCAACGAAUAUUCCUCCUCCAGCUGUUGAGCCCUCCGUGGUGGCCCUCAGUGAGCCUUCUGUGGCAUCAAAGAGCCCAAAUUCCAACGAUGACGCCAUUCUCCCCUCUCCAUUUCCGUCCGAUCUAUAUGCAAGUGAUGAUGAUUUUCUUAAUCCUGAAGUGAUCGAAACUUUGAUGCAAGUUUUCUAUCAUAAUAUCUACCCGAUGGUACCAUACUUCCACUGGCCGACAUUCUUCGACAGAGUUAAUCAUCAAAUGUAUCGAUCUGACUGGGGGACAUUCGUUGCCUCCAUGUCUAUUUGUGCUUUGACUAUUGGGCAGCUAGAUAGUGGUAUUCCAGUGCCUCCAGGUCUCCAUGGUAUUCAGCCACAGGCUGCGACUUUAUCCUCCCAAUGCUACACCAUGGCAGUAAAGGCGAUGCCAAGUGACAUUUCAAAUGCUACAGACUACUGUGAAGCAAUGAAGGCGAGUGCAAUCCUGGCUUCUGUAUGUCUACAGAACGAGGAUAUGAAAAAGACUGUUGCACAUCUGGGAGACUAUUCGUCUCUCUCGGUCAUGCAUGGUUUCUAUUCUGAGGCGAACUGGCCUCUCGGUCUCUCAGAGAUUGAGAAAGAGGAGAGGAGAAGACUGUUUUGGGGCGUCUACCAGCAGCAACAGUACAUCUCUACCAAUUUCGGCUUGCCAUCCCGGCAGUGCGAGGCAAAGACGACAGUGCUAUAUCCAGCCGAGGUCUUCGAUGAUGAAGAUAUCACAGCUAUGUGCACUCGAACAAACCCCGACCGUGUCUCUUUUCUGCGUGCCUGUAAUUACUACGCAGACUUGUACCGUCUCUCUGAAAACAUUAACAGCAUGAUGAGGGCUUGGCAGCAGGUCUCACGGGAGGAACCUGCUGGCCUUCUUAACUCCUUUCUUUCUGGCGGUCAUGCUUCGAAACAUUUUACUUUCGAAAUUCUUAACUUGAUCUCGAAACUGCAUGAGUAA